AUCGGUUUUAGGCACAUCCCAAGCUGUCAGUGUCAAUUUAAAUAAUGUCUACACGUCACCCUGCUUGUCGUGGGUUGUCAAAUGUUUAAAAGUUGAGGUUUAUUAGAAAAUAAAGUGUUUUUAUAAUAAUUAAAAUGGUGCUCAUAGCAGCUACGGUUUGUACUAAAUCGGGGAAAGCCCUUGUUUCACGUCAGUUCGUCGAAAUGACGAAGGCACGUAUCGAAGGGCUUUUGGCUGCAUUUCCGAAACUAAUGACAGGUGGUCGACAACAUACAUUUGUGGAAACAGAAUCAGUCAGAUAUGUUUACCAACCUUUGGACAAACUCUACAUGUUGCUUAUAACAACUAAAGCCAGCAACAUUUUGGAGGAUUUAGAGACACUGCGACUAUUUAGCAGAGUGGUGCCUGAAUACUGUGCUCAGCUCACAGAAGCAGAUGUUUUAAAUCAAGCCUUCAAUCUGCUGUUUGCGUUUGAUGAAAUCGUUGCUCUUGGAUACAGGGAGAGUGUUAACUUAGCUCAGGUACGAUCAUUCGUUGAGAUGGAUUCCCACGAGGAGAAGAUCUACCAAGCCGUGAGACAGACUCAAGAGCGUGAAGCAGCCAACCGUAUGCGAGAACGCGCGAAGGAACUGCAAAGGGAGAGACUGGAAGCUGCGAAGCGCGGUCAACCACCCCGUUCCUCGUCUGGUUUCGGCAGUGGUUUUGGCAGUUCUUCCAUGUCCUCUUCGGCUGCCUCGGAGCCUAUCACUGAGAAAAUUCCGACUACUCCUGUCCGGGAAACUCGUACAACAACACGUUCAGCCAUGAAGCUCGGUUCCCGCGGUACAGACGCGGAGACGUUCGUGUCUCGACUGCGGAGCGAAGGUGACGCCGCCGCCUCCGUGACUGUACCAACUAAGAUUGACAAAGCACCUUCCACUACGAAUAAUAAAGAUGUUCAUCUACGAUUUGAAGAGAGGUUGAGCCUGACGGCUGGUCGGGAUGGAGAUAUUCAGAGCUUCGAACUCUCCGGUUUAUUGACACUGCGCAUAAGUAAUGAACAAUUCGGUCGUAUUCACGUCCACGUCGACAACAAAGACACGAGACCCCUACAGUUGCAGACGCACCCGAACGUGGACAAGGAGGCGUUCCGCUCGGAGGGAGUGGUGCGCCUGAAGCAGGCGCAGCGGCCCUUCCCGCUGCACAGCGACGUGGGCGUGCUCAAGUGGCGCCUCGCGCACGCGCACGACGAGCGCGCCGCGCCGCUGUCCGUGAACUGCUGGCCGUCUGAGGGUACGAACGGCGGAUGUGACGUCAACAUCGAAUAUGAGCUGGAGCAAGACCAUUUGGUGCUCUCCGAUGUCAACAUCAUAAUACCUUUGCCAUCUGGCAACCCAUCAGUGGUGGUGCACCAAUGGGAAGGUAGUUACACGCAGAAGGGACGUAGUAUCAUUUGGAAUAUUCCAGUGAUUAACAGACAACAGAAAACUGGAACUUUGGAAUUUACCGUAUCACCGGCCAUCCCUAACGACUUCUUCCCUCUAAACGUGUCAUGGACUUCAGAUACGUCGUUAGCCUUGCUCGCUGCCACAAAAGUAACUCAAGCCGAAGAUGGUUCUCCCGUCGAUUAUUCUCAAGAAAUAAGUUUCCAUGCAGAUAAAUAUGAAAUUGUUUGAAUUUUAUAUUCGAUUAUAUGUAUAAUAAU
This is a messenger RNA of Vanessa tameamea, 1684 nucleotides long. RefSeq names its product coatomer subunit delta (gene deltaCOP). NCBI's taxonomy places the organism in Eukaryota, Metazoa, Arthropoda, Insecta, Lepidoptera, Nymphalidae. The transcript is spliced from 15 exons. Gene Ontology annotation, biological process: retrograde vesicle-mediated transport, Golgi to endoplasmic reticulum; endoplasmic reticulum to Golgi vesicle-mediated transport; Golgi localization. Bases 135 to 1655 code for a protein of 506 amino acids. The record is from RefSeq and is a predicted model, not a curated record. Gene Ontology annotation, cellular component: COPI vesicle coat.